Neospora caninum is the source of this 4863-nucleotide messenger RNA. RefSeq lists its product as hypothetical. Gene Ontology annotation, cellular component: cytoplasm. Lineage: Eukaryota; Apicomplexa; Conoidasida; Eucoccidiorida; Sarcocystidae. The record is from RefSeq and is a predicted model, not a curated record. The coding region runs from base 1 to 4863 and encodes 1620 amino acids. The transcript has a single exon.
AUGGCAUCCAGCGACUGCCUGUCAUUUCUGUUAAGCAACGUGUUGAGCGCCUCCGCCCCGCUCUCGAACUGUAGCGAAGAUGACCCUCUGGUGGUCCACUCGCCUGCCCCGGUUUUCCAGAGACGGGCGUAUGAGGAAAAAUUCGCAGAUCGAGAAAUCGACAACCGAUCGACACGCGUGCUAAAAGGUUGCUCAUUUCCUGGCCACUUUCUCAUCCUAAACCUAAGCGACGAAGAGGAUUUGGAAGACAAGUUAGACGGUUUGGUCGUGAGUUCAUGCCCGAGUUCGAGUCUGUCACCCGCACGGCUGAGGGCGCUCAAGAUCCAUGUUCUCCGCUCGCUUCUACUGAAUUUGAAUUUCCUCCGUCCUCCGCUUCUCCCUCUGAUCCUUCAACCGAAAUGGGCCGUUGAGCAUUGGCUACAGACUCCAGAGGGGCGGUCUAGACGGCAGCACUCGCGUUCUCUUCUUCAACCUGGAAAGACCGAUGCGAGACUUCGUAACAGCAACUGCAUAGGAUCCUCCGCUUUCCCUCCGCUGGAGUGUGUCGUGCUCUCGCUCCUGUCGUGGCGACCGUUGCUUUUUACCUCCGUCGAGGUCGGCGCUGCCCACGCUUUGGGUAUCCAUCCCUCUGCUGCUGAGACAGCAUCGGCAGCUUUACUCGCCGGCGCUGUUGCAGGACAGAAAAGAAGAUCCAGCCGUGAUGUUCGCUUGUCUUUAUGCCCGGAUGGGGAGCGGUGGUACGGGCGUUCGUCCUCGCGAAUUCAGGAGACAAACGGUUCCCCGGUGAUGGCGACCCACCAUGCCAGCGAGGGCGCACGAACGCGAGUUCCUUUCACACAUGAAAAGGAAGCUAAUGACAGUGGACACCGGAGUCUUGGCGUCAGCUGUGAUACUCUUCCCUCAGCGGUUCAUGAUAUUCUUUCCUCUGCCCGUAUACCAGGGACAUGUCAUAAGUUUCCCGCGUCUCUUUGCCCCCGCGUGGCUGUGAUGCGAGCUAUCGCCUACUGGUAUUGCUUAGAGCAGUUGCAGCACCCGGACCCUUGGCCAUCAUCUGCCGACGCUGACUCGGGGGGGGACCGCUGGAUGAGACCGGGAAAACCGACGCCUUCCGAUUUGCUGCACGACAAUUCUCAAGCCGGCUCCUCAGGCACACCCCUCAGCGACGCGUUUUGGUCGGCAGCUAGUCCCAGCACGAGGUUGACUCUUGGUGCUCGGGUUUCUAGCCUUGACGGGCCUGGCGGGGCGGGGGGAGGCGGAACCAGCCAUGAGGCUGGCGGAGUAGCGUUGGAGGUUUCGCCAGUCAACGAUGCCGCCAGCGGGGGCUUCUCAGGCGGCGUUUGUGGAGCGUACGACAAUAAGACUGGGAUCUGUGAAGGCCGGUUUCGCGUGAGAGAGCGGAACACCCCGAGCUGCGGGAGCCGCCUGCUGAGCCAGCUUCAGGAUUCUUUCGACUCGGCCAUGAUGGCGGUCCUAGAACGGCAGCAAGAGUCCCUCGUUCAGCUCCGAGAUAGGCAGAGCACUGAAAUGGAGGAGGCAUGUGGACGGCGAGAGGAACAAGUGGCGUGGGAAACUAGUGGAUGCUCUACCAAUGACAGUCUUAUAACCAGGAGGAAGGCUGGUGAGCAUGAGGCCGGAUCUGUUUUCCCCGAUGAUGCAGCCGUGAAAAAAUCAGUCAUAACGAAGGGAAGUGACAGCCAAUUGGCAGCCACAGGGGAACGUGCAAGUAGGGCCGAGGACGCGCAGACGUCUUCGACCACGCGGGAGACACAGGGCACACAUAGUCACCACACACAUCCGCCAGACAACGUGAGCCGUAAUCCAGCACCUGCAUUUGGACAGUCAGCCAAAGAAGCCGUGGGGAUUGCUGGAGACCAGAUGAUCAUCGACCGAAGUCAUGAAGAAACAGCAGGUGUCGAGGCUCUCGUGCUCCAGCAUGUCAGCGAGUUCGAGUUGCUCGAACUGCAUUGGCGGGCUGAGCGAGCUCUGUUGAAGCAACAGCAUUUGCAAGAUUUGAAGGAUGUGGCUAUUGACCUCUAUUUGCUGCAUAAAGCCGCCCUAGAUGGACACGAUAGCCCCUUGAUUCUGCCUGCGCUUCCGUCCGCUCAAGAGAGCGACCUGCUUCCUGCUGACUGGCAUUCACACUACCGGCCAGACUUGGAGGAAGCUGUUGCGGGUCUUCAACAGAGGGACGCCGAAGGGGGGGCGUAUUCUCGCGGAUCCAAAACGGCCGGGCAAGUCUGUUCGGGAGGUCAGGUGAUGCUCUGCAGCGACUGGCAGCGGAUCAAGGAUGAAGGCAACGAACGUAUCGGUGAUUCUGCUCGUCCGGCCGUGCCCCCAUUGCUUUCAUCCAGCCCCGUUACCACGCUUUCAGAGGGCACAGCCGUUCGCCCGACGAAGGCCACGUCAAAUGAAGAAGCUAUUGUUUUCAAAAACGGCUCUCGAGUUGUCGGAACAGCCGCCGACUUGGGUCUGGCGACAGGAACGUCUGUGCUCGAGCGCAAUCUUUCUUUUCGUCCUCGUCCUUGGCAGCGCCAACCACACACUCCACAUCCAGUGUUGGACAUCGUAACGCCGACCAGCCUUCUUCGGCGACUAAUCGAACACCGAAGAAGACAACACAGGGACCGACGGACAGAAGGGAGAAAGAGACUCGAGGACGGGAGACAAGUCGAAUCACAAGGUGCGCCAGUUUCCUAUUCCCGGUCAAGUGACGCCCUGCCUCCCUUGUCGCGCCGAAACAGCUACAGCGACAUGGGAGCUGCGCCGGCUUCUGUUUCGCGGGGGCCUAGCGCCCGGCAAUCGCAGUCGUCGACCUCAGUGGUCACACCAGGGAAGCGCCCGGCGCUACCGUCGAGUCACAAAGGAGACGGAGAGAAGCCUUCGAGACGAACGCUGGCAGAAGAACCUUUUAUCUUUCCCUCUGUUGUAGAUAUCGACGCACUUUUGAGUCCAUCGGCAUGGGAGGAAGGACUGAGGGCCUGGCCGGAAGAACAGCUGUUGAUGAGGCUCAGGCAGCACGCAGUUCUACCCCUCAUGUUUGGACAACAACGAAAGAGGAGUUUUGUUAUCCGCAUAUGCACCGGAAAUGUCACUGACAUCGCCGAGCAGGCGUCAUCGACAAGCGCUGCUGGUGGACAAGGAUAUUCAGGCGCGGUCGCGUCCGGCUUCGGAGAACGCACUCCGAAGAAACCAGACGAUAGCGGCCACCCCAGUGGCGCCGGAGCCCCAAUCCGUGACAGACCGGAACACCCAUGCGGGGCUCGUGCCGACUACCUGUGUGGCAUGACUGCAGCUUAUGACUACCAGGCGACCGAGUGUCCUUCCCGGGCGAACUUCUUUUGGGUUGACUCGGUGCGGUCUCCCUUCUACGCUCGCCAGUAUUGUUCAGAUGAUGCACUCGGCUGCGGGGCACCCGGAAGUGUCGUCGGCGCCAUGACGCGCCGACGCGAAAGUUUUCCGUCAACGCCAAACUCACGAGGCCAGACAUCAGGCGUCGACCACGCUGCUGGGGACGCGGUUACCAGUUCAGUGACUGCAGCAAGAUCGGCACCCUCCAAUGUCCCCGAAAAUCCCACUCCGUUGUCUUCGUCACCUUAUGCUGGCCAGGCGGCGGCUCGCGGACGCGCAUCAAAACCCGCAGCUACAGAGGGAGAGGAUCUGAGAGGGGGCCAUCCGGCAACCGGGGCAGGAAAUGGCUGCUCGUCUUCCUUUUCGUUGGUUGGACCGACGCAUUCGCCACUUGUCGCGAUUGUCUUGCCAGUCGCCGGCUCCGUGAAACUGCAUGCACCAGCGUACCAGCAGUGGCGUGCACGAACGGCCGCAGCUAGCGAUUUCGUUUUUCCUGGCAUCGAUGAGCAACACCGUAUGUUAGAUGUCCACCUCAGUCGACGAAAGGCGGCGCUUUUGACGGAGAGACGGUUUUCCGGGGUACUCAGCCAACAAGAUAAUGUGGCAGAAGGCGCAGGAGAGCAGGGCGGUGCUUUGUCUGCUCACACAGCUUUUCCGCCCGCUCUCGACGUCGGCGAGAUUUUCGUCUCUCGCCAUUCCAACAAUGGAGGCGUCAGCGUAGUGUUCCACUUGGUAGUGUCAGGGACAGCUAACAGCAGUGGGAGUGGAGGGGGAAGAGUCGACGUGUCGCCACCGCGUUCGCAUCGUAACGUUGCUCAUCGGACUGGCGCGUCGUUGCCUAGCACACGCGGCAUUGAUCCCACUAUGCAAACGUCAGGAGUUGAAUCGAAGGGCGUUGGGGAGUCGCGGCGUGGUGAAAGUGCUUUGACAACGAGUGUGGCGGAACCUGGGAAGUGGGAUGCUCGUGGAGGUGCCAGCGUGUCAGCCGAUGAACAAUCAGGUCUUUCCCUCGCUUCUCUGCGGGAGGGGACUCUUGGGGUGAAUGAAGUGGAUGUUACGUCCCAGUGGGCGAGCGCCAGCGUAAUCGAGCACGAGGCUUCGUUGUCAUGUGAACUGCAGUGGGGCUUGAAGGAGAUCCUAGACGUUUCCAGUACAGCGGGAAUAAGGACACUGGUGAUGCCUCUGCUCUUGAUGGAGGGAGGGGCAGCAGACUGUUCGCUGCCCUUCGCGCUGCUUCAGCGCCGUGUGUUCCAGGUGCUCCGGUGUGUGAUAAAUGGGUUGCGAUCUCUCGCUGACUCCAGUGACUGCACGCCUCAGCUCAGACAGGUGGUCUUGGUGCUCCCGCAGCAGUCGCAGCAGCAUGAAACAGGCAAGGGCGUGGCGAGGGGAGGGGAUGCUGUGGGAGAUGCCGGAGGAGAGUGGAAGGCUCAGGACCAACGGUGGAUCGAUGACAUUCUGAACUCGGCCAUCAAUUUCAUCAGAAACAGCACCCAUUGUUGCACUCUUCUAAAAUGA